CAAAGACAAAAAUUGCAAUACCCUUGAAGGAAAGUCAGCUCUUUGUUGUCACUAUUUUCAAAUCACUAUACACCAGUUUCUUUUGUUUUUUUGUUUGAUUGACAAUGCCACACAACCCUUAAAAAGACUCUUUAUUUUACUUUGUCUAAUCUUAAAACUGUUCCUUUGAUUUGAAAUAACAAUCUUUAUAAUACUCACUACUAGAGUAGUACUAUCCUUUCUCCUUUUCUUUAUUAGAAUUAGAUUCUGUCUUUCUCUUUCUCUCUCUUUUUGUACUUCUUCUUUAAUUUUUUUUUUUUUUUAAAUGAGUUGAGACGCCGUGUUUAUACAGUUUAUAAAGUGGGGUUCUUGCUUCAUUUACAAGUGAUAGGGUGUUUAAAAAUUUCACCUUUUUUGUUUUUUUCUUGGUUUAUCACUGCUAGUACUAGGCUUUGAAUUUAGAAAUUUAUAUAUUUAUUUAUUUCUUAUCUGGGGUAAAGGGUUCUUUAAUUCAUGCAAGUAGUUAGAACCUUGCUUUAAUUACAAGUAGUUGGUCAGCCUUUUUUCUUUGAGAUUUUUGAGGUGUUUUUGGGAUUCACGUUUUGAAGUUUCUACAACUAUAAUAAGGUGCACUCUUGAUUUUUCAGUCUUGGGAUCUGAAUUGAUUUUGGUGUUAGGGAUCUGAAAAGGUCCUUUUUUGGUGCUAAUUUGCUAGUGGAGCUUCCUGUUUAUGUGAAAGGUGGAAACUUUCUUUAUUUGGAACUGUGAAGAAUUGUUAUACAUGGUGGUGGAAUCUUGAUUUGAGCUGUUAUAUAUAUUUUCUUCUAUGUCUUCAGUAAAGGUAAUCCAGGAACUUUUACCAAUGAGUUUCCUGAAUUGGGUAUUUUUGGGUUUUCUUUUAUCUACAUGUUUGAGUCUUGAAACCUCAGUUCAAAAUUGUCAUCCAUAUGAUUUGUUGGCAUUGAAAGAAUUUGCUGGCAAUUUAACUGAUGGGGUUAUUCUAUCAGCUUGGUCUGAUGAACCUAAUUGUUGUAAAUGGGAUGGGGUUUUAUGUGGCAAUGGCAAUAGUUCUGUUGAAAGUAGAGUUGUGAAGUUAAAUUUGUCAAGGAAAGGCUUAAGAGGUGUGAUUUCACUGUCCCUGGAAAAAUUGGAUCAGUUGAAAUUGCUCGAUCUUUCGCGCAAUCACUUGGAAGGUGGAUUUCCUUUGGAUUUAUCCAAAUUGAAGCAGUUGGAAGUGCUUGAUUUGAGCCAUAAUGUGUUGCUUGGACCAGUAUUGAGGGCGUUCGAGGGAUUGGAAUCGAUCCACUCUCUCAAUAUAUCGAGCAAUUUGUUCACUGGAAAUUUCAGUGAGUUUGGUGAAUUGACUGAAUUCCCUAACCUUGUUGCAUUUAACAUAAGCAACAAUUCCUUUACUGGUGGCUUUAAGUUUGAAAUUUGCAGCUUUUCCAAGAAGAUUAAGGUUCUGGAUAUAUCACUCAAUCAUUUUACUGGUGACCUUUUAGGCUUGGAAAAUUGCAGUUCAUAUCUCCAGCAGUUGCAUGUUGAUUCCAAUAAUCUCGGAGGUCGCCUUCCGGACUUCUUGUAUUCGAUGACAUCUUUGGAGCAACUUUCACUGGCUGGAAAUAAUUUCUCUGGCCAGUUAAGCCCACAGCUUAGUAAGCUUUCCAAACUGAAAUCCCUAGUUUUAUCUGUAAAUCAUUUUCAUGGUUUGCUUCCUAAUGUGUUUGGUAAUUUGACUCAGUUAGAGCAGUUAGCUGCACAUUCUAAUAGAUUUUCUGGGCCAUUACCGUCUACGAUUUCAUAUCUUUCUAAGCUUAGGGUGCUUGAUCUUAGGAACAAUUCUUUGUCUGGUCCUAUUGAUCUUGAUUUUACUAAUUUGACAAGUCUUUGUACUCUUGACCUUGCAACUAACCGUUUCAUAGGUAACCUUCCAGUCUCGUUGUCUAGUUGUCAAGAGUUGAAAAUCUUGAGUUUUGCCAAAAAUGAACUCACCGGGCCAAUUCCUGAGACUUAUGCAAACCUUUCGUCCCUUGUGUUCCUCUCGUUGUCCAAUAAUACCCUUUCAAAUUUGUCUGGAGCUCUAUCUGUUCUGCAGCACUGCGGAAAUCUUUCGACUCUUAUUCUCACCAGGAACUUCCAUGGUGAAGAGAUUCCGAAAAAUGUGAGCAAGUUCGAGAAUCUGAUGAUAUUUGCAUUGGGGAACUGCGGUUUAGACGGGCAAAUUCCGACAUGGUUAUACAAUUGCAGUAAAUUGCAAGUGCUUGAUCUGUCAUGGAAUCAUUUGGAUGGCAAUAUUCCUCCUUGGAUUGGUGAAAUGGAGAAGUUAUUCUACUUGGAUUUCUCAAAUAAUUCACUCACUGGUGAAAUCCCGAAAAAUUUGACUGAUCUAAAAAGCCUCAUUUCACCACAUAGCUAUGCAUCUAGUCUGAAUUCUCCAACUGGUAUUCCGUUGUUUGUCAAGAGGAAUCAGAGCGGUAGUGGCUUGCAGUACAAUCAGGCUUCGAGUUUCCCUCCGUCUAUCUACUUGAGUAAUAACAGACUAAAUGGGACAAUCUGGCCCGAAAUAGGUCAUCUGAAACAACUUCAUGUUUUGGAUCUUAGUAGAAACAACAUUACUGGUACUAUACCUAGCUCGAUUUCAAAUAUGGCGAACCUUGAAGUUUUGGACCUUUCCAGUAAUGAUCUUUACGGAUCAAUUCCUGCUUCACUCAACAAGCUCACGUUCCUUUCAAAAUUCAAUGUAGCUAAUAAUCACUUGCAGGGAGCGAUUCCUACUGGUGGUCAGUUCUUCAGCUUUCCCGCCUCGAGCUUUGAGGGCAAUUCUGGACUUUGUGGAAAAAUUAUAUCUCCUUGUUCUGUUAGCAAUUUGGGCCUUCAACCGGCAAGUCCUUCUGCUUCUAGGAGUAAGCUUGGCCGAAACGGAAUUAUUGGAAUUACAGUCAGCAUAGGGAUAGGAAUUGCACUUCUUCUUGCAAUAGUCCUGCUGAAAUUGUCUAGAAGAGAUGCCGGCCACCAGAUUGGGGAUUUCGAGGAAGAUUUCAGCAGACCGCCCCGAUUUUCUGAUGCUUUUGUUCCUUCAAAGUUGGUACUAUUCCAGAAUUCUGAUUGCAAGGAACUGACCGUUGCAGACUUGUUGAAAUCUACAAACAACUUCAGCCAGUCGAACAUUGUUGGAUGUGGAGGAUUUGGUCUAGUUUACAAGGCGGAACUUCCUAAUGGCAUGAAAACUGCCAUCAAGAGGCUUUCCGGGGAUUGUGGGCAAAUGGAGCGUGAAUUCCAAGCUGAAGUCGAGGCCCUCUCGAGAGCUCAGCACAAAAACCUUGUAUCCCUUCAGGGAUACUGUCAGCACGGGAGUGAUCGGUUGCUAAUAUAUUCUUACAUGGAGAACGGAAGCUUGGACUACUGGCUACAUGAAAGGGUCGACGGGAACUCAUUAACAUGGGACGUUAGGUUAAAUAUCGCACAAGGAGCAGCUCGUGGAUUAGCUUAUCUGCACAAGGAACCAAAUAUAGUUCAUCGCGACAUUAAAACGAGCAACAUUCUUUUGAACGAGAGAUUCGAAGCUCAUUUAGCUGAUUUCGGACUAUCAAGGUUGCUGCGUCCCUAUGAUACUCAUGUCACUACGGAUCUGGUUGGAACCUUGGGAUACAUUCCUCCCGAAUAUAGUCAAACUUUGACUGCUACUUUUAGGGGCGACGUUUACAGCUUCGGUGUUGUUCUUCUUGAGCUUCUGACAGGCAAACGUCCCGUGGAAGUAUGCAGGGGAAAAAGUUGCAGGGACUUGGUGGGAUGGGUUUUUCAACUGAAAUCCGAGAACAGGGUGGAGGAAAUAUUCGAUACAUCGAUAUGGGAUACAAGUUACGAGAAGCAGCUUUUGGAUGUGCUAAGCAUAGCUUGUAGAUGUAUAGUGCAAGAUCCACGGCAGAGGCCCUCGAUUGAUCAAGUUGUGUUAUGGCUUGAUGCAAUUGGAACUGGAAAAGACAGAUGAGAAUCAUCUACUUUUUUUCCUUGUAGACUUAGCUUCUUUUGCUUACAAAGUGAAAAAUGUAAAGCAGCAGAAAAUUUUAAUUUUAUAGAGUUGGUUUAUAAAACUUAUGAAUUGCUUUUUGAUUCACUUUACUUCAUACACAAUAUCCUUAGUACAAUACAGAAAUAGUGACAGUUGUGUUUGUAUACAUAUGCUUAACUUGGGCUCAAGUUCUUUACCAAGAUACAACAAUAUUAUACUUCAUUAUGGGCAAGUUCAUCUUUUU
Molecule: messenger RNA, 4232 nt
Organism: Lycium ferocissimum
Lineage: Eukaryota; Viridiplantae; Streptophyta; Magnoliopsida; Solanales; Solanaceae
Product: phytosulfokine receptor 2
Exons: 1
Coding region: 806-3967 (1053 amino acids)
Biological process (GO): protein phosphorylation
Molecular function (GO): ATP binding; protein kinase activity; protein binding
Source: RefSeq, a predicted model, not a curated record